AGCAUAAGCAAAAGCAACCAAGUAAACGCAGGAAACUGGUUUAUAAUGUUGACAAUAAUUCUCCACAGGCAGAAAGCCCAGCUCUGCAACUUAACCCUCUGAUGACUGUUGGCUCUACUUGUCAAAAAGGUUGUGACGUAACGAGGUUCAUAAUUAUAAACUAUAGAAGAAAACGCAUACAACUUCAAAAAAAAUAUAGAAAAGUUCUGAAGUCUUCUAUGGAAAAAGAGAGUGUAAUAGGAAGCCUGAAAAAAGAAAACGAAGAGUUAAAGAAGAAAUUGAUAAAAUAUAGCGUUUUAGAAUUAGAGGAAACUCAAACUCGAAAAAGCGAAUUUCUGCUAGAGCAGCUAAAAUGUUUCAAGAUGCAGAAACCACGCUGGACUGAAAAAACCAUCAGAUUUUCAAUCUUGUUGCACAGCAGAUCACCAAGCGCAUAUAGAUUUAUCAGAAGUGAGGAGUUUCUUUCUUUGCCCUCAAAAUCUACAUUCAAAAGAUUUAUUGGUGCUACUACUGGCAACACCAUCUCCAGUUUGAUUAAGCAGCUCCUGAUAAUGGAAGCAAACCAGUUAACGAGAGAAGAACAGUUUUUCGGAUCCAUUAUUGUAGAUGAAAUGAGCAUCAAGCCAUCUGCAACUUACAACAAGCAAGCAGACGAACUUUUUGGACUCACAACAACUGAAAGUUCAAAGAUCUCAGAACUAGGAAUGGAGAAGAAGCUGGCCAAUUCGUUACUUUGCUUCAUAUUUACUGGGCUUUCAACCCACUUCAGGCUUCCUAUUGCUUAUUACUUUACAAGAGGUCUGACAGGUGAAGAGCUAGCCACCCUAAUGACAGAAGCUCUUCGAAGCCUUGAAGAGAUAGGUUUCAGGGUGAUUAGAAUAUCUGCAGACAAUCACAAAAUGAAUGUCAAGGCCUUUUCCAUUCUUGCUGGUGGACAACUUAUUCCUGUGAUUGUUCACCCUUUGGACCCAGCAAGAUCCUUAUUUCUGUCAUUUGAUCCUUGCCAUAUCCUUAAGAACUUAAGAAAUCAAUUAUUUUCCAGACCCCUACAUUUUCAAGGCCCAAUUAACGUUAUUUUCAUUAGAACUCUGUAUAAUUUGCAAAAGAGUAAUGUCAUUAAACUUGUGAAAAACUUAACACGGAAACACGUAUAUCCUUCAAACUUCGAAAAAAUGAAUGUCUCUAGAGCUGUAAAAAUAUUUAGUCUGGACACAAUAGCUGCAUUGAAAUUUCUUAAGCAAAAUUCUAAAAGAUUAAAUCAGCCACUAUUUCUAAAUUCAACUGACACAAUAGAAUUUUUAGAAAUCAUCAAUAAAUGGUUUACAAUUCUAAACGUUAAAAAUACUCAUCAGUACAUAACAUCAAGAAAUCCCGAUACAAUGCAUUUUUUUUCCAUAGAUGACGAAAGACUAACUUGGUUGGAAGAAGACUUCCUAAACUAUUUUCAAGAGUGGUCUGAAUUAGCUGAUUCUACUUCUUUUUUAAGUAAGGAGACUUACGAAGCUCUGAAAUUUACAACUGAAUCUACCGUAAAGUGCAUAAAAUAUUUGCUGGAGUCAGGGUUUCAGUAUGUCCUUACUCGAAAAAUGACAUCCGAUGAAGUGGAGUUAUUUUUUUCAGCCUUAAGGCAAAUGUCAGGAUCAAAUGAUGUGACUAAUGCAAAUAACUGCAUUCAAAAUAUUCAAAAAAUUUUAGUUACUGGUAUUGUGUCAGCAGCUUCGAAAGGCAAUGUAGAGUCAACAUCAAGCGAAUGGCUGGCUGAUUCUGAAGUUGUACAGAUUGAAGCAACAGAUGCUUGCUGUUCAUCUAGUCUGACGAACGAGACAAAUAAUCUGACUAGACCGAUGUCGCUGGAAGUUAACCAAAUGGACAUUGUUUCAGCAAACUCUUCACGAAGCUUGCCUGGACUAAGUGAUGAACUGAAGUUCCUGGAGUAUGCUCCUUCCGGUAUGCCCACAGUGUCUAUAGAAUCUGCAUCAGUCGCAUAUAUUGCUGGCUACGUCGUAUAUGCCGCAGAAAAAGAUAUUGAAUGCUUGUACUGCAUAGAGUCAAUCUCAACACAAGCCUGCCCUUCUCCUCUAAUGGGUUUAAUUCACAACAGUGACAGAGGUGGGAAAAAAUAUCCAAAACCAUCUUUUGUAAUGGUUUUAUUAAAGGUGGCAAAAUUUCUGAAGCAAAUUUUAAUACAUUGUGAAAGAAAACCCAAGCUUUCCAAUUACUUGUGCGAAAUAGUACUUCCACAUUUAUCAAAAAAUCCUAUCUUCAAAUGCAGAGAACCUACUCAUGCCGACAAACUUUGCAAACUUGCUCUGCAAAAAUUUUUAACACCUUUCCUUAAUAAUUAUGCUAAAGAUUAUAACGAAAAAUAUUUGGAAGCACAUCGAUUAAAUAUUAAAAAAAAGCUCAUUUCUAAAAAAAUUUUGAAAAUUGGACAGUGAAGUCCUUAUUCAAUUGAUAUAAUAUUACUUAUUCAAUUUAGCAAUAAUUAUUCAGUUCUUAUUUUAUAAAAUUCAUGUAUCAAUUAUAUUUAAGGCUUUGCUUUAUUGUGUAAAACAGAUUUGAUAAUGUGCAAAUGUUACUUGGGUAAAUCAUGUUGAAGAGUAACUUUAUCUACUGUUAUAGCUGUAUAUAUUCUUGUACAUAAAUUGUUGCUUUUGCUGUGGGAAAUUCGGGAAAUUAGAAAUAGCUGGAUCAAUUUUCAUAACAUUCAUGUAAUGAUUAACAGCUCAUUUGCUUCCUUGUUUCUAUUUUGUAAAAUUUAUAUUUCAAUUAUAUUUAAAGCUUUGUUUCAUUGUGUAAAACGGAUCUGAUUUUGUGUAAAUGUUUCUUGGGUUAAACAUGUUGCAGAGUAGAUUUAUCUACUGUUACAGCUGUAUAUAUUCUUGUACAUACAUUGUU
Messenger RNA from Parasteatoda tepidariorum (common house spider), 2898 nucleotides. Its product is annotated as transposable element P transposase. The record is from RefSeq and is a predicted model, not a curated record. Lineage: Eukaryota; Metazoa; Arthropoda; Arachnida; Araneae; Theridiidae.